This is a messenger RNA of Schizosaccharomyces japonicus yFS275, 636 nucleotides long. RefSeq lists its product as hypothetical. The coding region runs from base 1 to 636 and encodes 211 amino acids. The transcript has 2 exons. The record is from RefSeq and is a predicted model, not a curated record. Lineage: Eukaryota; Fungi; Ascomycota; Schizosaccharomycetes; Schizosaccharomycetales; Schizosaccharomycetaceae.
AUGCAGUUGUUUUCUUUCACACUUAUCCUCAUUCAGCUGUGUGUAUUUCACUGGCAUUUUGCUACUGCUUCACCAGUUGAUUUAGCCAAGCGGCAUACGGCGCCGCCUCCAACGAGUGUGUUGCAAACACUUUAUUCCCGAUACUGGUCAUUUCUCGCGCAUGUGAAUUCCGGAAGUACAAUCGAUGCUCAAGGACUCCUGAUACACCAACGCGACGGAAAGUUGUAUAUCGGCGAAGUUGAAAAUGGUCAAUUAUUGCGUGUACAGCAUCAACAGGAUCACUCUCUUCAGUUAAAGGAUAAGCAGCGCUUGGUCUAUGAACCCGGGAGCCCUGUUCAUGUCUCUUCGUCAGCUUCUUCUGAAUUUCUUUUUGACUUUCUACCGAAGCGAUUACAUAACGAUUCCCCGUAUGUUCUACUUGCAGAGGGAUCUGAUCGAUUCAGUGCUUGUAAAGAAGACGGUGAAUGGGUACUCUACAGCGGAAAAGUUGGCAUUACUGACACAGUGUGCGAAUCCAUACGGUUAGUUGGUCUCCGUUACAAAAACUGGAAGCUCGAGAAUAAGAAACCCAAGACGUAUGCUCAAGAAGAUGAUGUGAUUGACACUCCUUGGGAUGAUAGGUUGAUCCAAAUGUAG